GAUUACUCUCAGAAGGGUACAGGCCUCUAUUCCACUUAAGGUGUAAUAUCGUGAAUGCCAAUGUGUGGUCACAACACAAGGGCUGCUUUCCUAAUUGUAUUAACUGAUGAAGAGUCAGGGACAGCUAUUACCGACCCCACGAGACUCUGUAAUAUAAAGACAAGGCUGUGCAAUGUGCUUACAGUAACUAGUAACGAUGACACAAGAGCCAAUAUCGUGGUUACUCAAAGAGUUAUCCACCCCGAACGCCGGCUGCAUCAGAUGAUGCUUGCAAAUCGUGACUACAAGAGAGGCAACUGUGUUGAUUUAGACAUAUCACGAAGGCCUGAUGUAAAUGCUGUUAAUGUUUAUUGUAAAGAUUGUUUGGUGGUCACUAUUCGAUGCACAGAUAGGCCUAGACUACUGUUUGAUAUCAUUUAUACACUUAUAGACAUGGAUUACAUUGUUCUUCAUGGGUAUAUAAAGGCCGAAAGGACAGAAACAUUCCAGGGUUGGAACACCGAAAAAUGGCUAAAUAAGUCAGAGAGCGGGAGAACAAACCGAAGGGUAGUGGUGAUGGUAUAUCCCGACAUACCGACAUACCGAUGGAUCCAUAGGGUUUGACGAGCAUCACAU
Molecule: messenger RNA, 615 nt
Organism: Helianthus annuus (common sunflower)
Lineage: Eukaryota; Viridiplantae; Streptophyta; Magnoliopsida; Asterales; Asteraceae
Product: ACT domain-containing protein ACR4-like
Exons: 3
Coding region: 55-603 (182 amino acids)
Source: RefSeq, a predicted model, not a curated record